AUGAUUAAUCCCACCAAAUGUAUUCAUCCAAUUGUUUAUUGGGGUCAGUCGGAAGAAUAUGUAUUUCUUUCUAUUAAAGUAGCCAAUGCAAAUGUUGAUUCGAUUGUUAUCAACCAAGAAGACUUUAUGUUUUCUGCAAUGGGCACUGGAGCUGAUGGUGUUAAUAAAUAUGAAUUUUCUAUCUCAUAUUAUCUCCCUAUAAUCCCUGAAGAAAGUCGAUAUGUCGUUACAAGUUUAUCUGUUAAUGUUAAAUUACGAAAAGAACUUAAAGAUUCAUGGUCAAGGUUAACGUUAGGAAAUCAGCGUCUACCUUGGGUUCGUCCUGAUUUCGAUCGUUAUCAGUUUAAUGACUCUGAUUUGGAAAAUAAUGAAGAAGAAUGUCUCAAUGUUAACGUUGUACAUCCAUCAAAAGAGGAGAGAGAUAAGCAUAAUGCAGAACAAAUGAUGCUUAUUGAUGCAGAAGAAUGGGAGGCAUUUUUGAAUCUGAUUAAAAAUCCUUUGACAAUUUAUUUAUUCCUCUUUAAUGUCAUUCAAUUCGCCGGUUAUCUUUAUGUUUGUGGAGCUCUGGUCUAUGGAUUAAUGCAGUAUAAAGAAGUGCAUAAAAUACCAUUUUAUGAAUGGAUUAUCGAUAGAUUAGUUUUUGUGCAAAUUUUAUCAAUUUUGGAACCGUUGCAUGCUUCAUUAGGUUGGAUUCGUGGUGGGAGUGCCUUACCUUCAGUUUUUCAGUUGUUUGGUCGUUCCCUUGUUUUGUUUUGUAUUGUAUUGCCACAUGCUGAAUUCCAUUCUGCGUCUACAACUUAUUGGCUUUUCUUUUCAUGGAGUCUCAUCGAAGUUGUUAGAUAUCCAUAUUACAUUUUAUCAUUAUUAAGUUUUCAAAAUGGACUUAUCACUUAUUUACGUCAUACAUUGUGGAUAAUAUUAUAUCCUAUUGGAUUUAUAUGUGAAGGUAAAUUAAUAAUUCGAUCACUGCCUUCAUUGGUUGAGUCUCGAAAAUUCUGUUUAGAACUACCGAAUCCAGCUAAUGUUAGCUUUGAUUUUACAACUUUUCUGCAAAUCUAUAUAUUUUCUAUGUCUUUUGGUUUAUACUGUAAUAUGAGACAUUUAUAUUUGAGGCGGCGUAAAAUAAUUGGUCCUCGACCAAUUAAAGGAGCAGAUCAAAUGGGUUAUUUUUCUUUUGUACCAUUCUUGCGUUCAUUAGUUCGUGGAUCAAAUAUGAAAAAUCUCUCUACUACCACCAGUACUAUUAAAAAGAAGUAUGUAGGUAAUCGCAACAGUUUACCGAAAUUAAACUAA
Messenger RNA from Schistosoma bovis, 1293 nucleotides. Lineage: Eukaryota; Metazoa; Platyhelminthes; Trematoda; Strigeidida; Schistosomatidae. The record is from the annotation of a GenBank genome assembly.